AUGUCGUUUCUGUCUGCCACACCAUCGGACUAUAUGGACUCUUGUAGAUUGUACGAACAAGUACAAACAUGGCUAUGGUGUAUUCAGCUUCCGUGGUCAGCAUCCCCAGAAAACGUCCCUCCUUCACUACCCGUAAAGAUUAUUUUUCCUAAAACUCGAACACGACCAGUGGUUGUGACGAUGAGUUCGUGUACGAGGUCGUAUUCCUCGGGGCCAUCGAAGAGGGUGUGGAUAUGGACGGAGAACAAGCAGGUCAUGACCGCCGCCGUGGAGAGAGGCUGGAAUACCUUCAUCUUCUCCCCUGAAAGUCGGAAACUUUCCGAUGACUGGUCCUCAAUUGCGGUUAUAUCGCCUCUUUAUCUUGAAGAAGGAGGGAUUUUUGAUGGUGAGAACAAAAGAAUUGGAUCGAUUUUUGGGAUUUCGAAUAACCAAGAGUUAGAGCUGCUUCAACCUGAAAAAGGUUUGGGAGAGAAUGUUGUUGUAGACUUACUAGAUUGGCAGGUGAUUCCCGCAGAGAAUAUUGUUGCGGCAUUUCAAGGAAGUGAUAGAACAGUUUUCGCAAUCUCGAAAAAUUCUUCUGAAGCACAAAUCUUCCUUGAGGCAUUGGAGCAAGGGCUGGGUGGAGUUGUUUUGAAAGUUGAGGAUGCGAAAGCUAUUCUUGAGCUAAAGGAAUAUUUUGACAGAAGAAAUGAUAUGAGCAACAUAUUGAGCUUGACCAAGGCCACCAUAACUCGAGUUCAAGUGGCUGGGAUGGGGGAUCGCGUUUGCGUCGACCUCUGUAGCAUCAUGAGGCCCGGUGAAGGGCUCCUUGUUGGAUCCUUUGCAAGAGGACUGUUCCUUGUCCACUCCGAAUGCUUAGAGUGGAAUUACAUUGCAAGCAGACCUUUUCGAGUUAAUGCAGGACCUGUACAUGCCUAUGUUGCUAUUCCGGGAGGAAAAACAUGCUACCUCUCAGAAUUAAAAGUGGGCAAAGAGGUAAUUGUGGUUAACCAAAAAGGCCAGCAACGGAAUGCCAUUGUUGGGCGAGUGAAGAUUGAGACUAGACCACUAAUCCUUGUCGAGGCAAAGCUGGAUUCAGAUAGUCAAACUCUAUACAGCAUCCUUCUACAGAAUGCAGAAACAGUUGCCUUAGUAUCCCCCUUCCAAGGAGACGGAUUGCAAAAUGCUGCAAUUCCUGUGACGUCGCUCAAAGUUGGAGACGAAGUUGUUCUAAGAGUACAAGGAGGGGCAAGACACACGGGAAUAGAAAUUCAAGAGUUUAUAGUGGAAAAUUGAACCAGAUGAAUAACAUAACGUGAAAUUUGAAACGCAUGUAGUGCAAUUCUGCUGAAUCGACCAUCUGCCACAUUACUUUCCAUCUUGUUCUUACAAAACUUUAGGGAAUAAAAAAUAGAAAGAAAGAAAUUGUCUAAUGCUAGGAUUGAAGUUUUGUUUCUAUUAGAAAAGAG
Morus notabilis is the source of this 1448-nucleotide messenger RNA. RefSeq names its product 3-dehydroquinate synthase homolog. Bases 1 to 1275 code for a protein of 424 amino acids. The record is from RefSeq and is a predicted model, not a curated record. Gene Ontology annotation, biological process: aromatic amino acid biosynthetic process. NCBI's taxonomy places the organism in Eukaryota, Viridiplantae, Streptophyta, Magnoliopsida, Rosales, Moraceae. The transcript has 10 exons. Gene Ontology annotation, molecular function: 3-dehydroquinate synthase activity; oxidoreductase activity.